AUGUCACACCAAACUGGAAUUAACGCAACAUCGGAGCUGAAAGAGUUUCUGGCUCGAGCGAGGGGAGGUGCCAUCAGAAUAAUGAAGAUUGUCAUCAGAAAUGAGGAGUUGGUGUUAGAUUCAUACAGAGAGCCAGCACACAGCUGGGACAAGGAUUACGAUCAUUUCCUGCUUCCUCUGCUCACGCCUCAGGAACCCUGCUACAUCCUCUACCGUCUGGACUCCCAGAAUGCACAGGGAUACGAGUGGAUCUUCAUCGCCUGGUCUCCUGACCAAUCACCAGUGAGGCAGAAGAUGGUGUAUGCAGCAACGCGAGCCACUCUCAAGAAAGAGUUUGGAGGAGGUCACAUUAAAGAUGAAAUGUUUGGCACGGUCGAGGAUGACCUUUGCUUCCAGGGAUACUUGCGACACAUGUCCUCCUGCUGCUCCCCGGCUCCGCUCACAGCAGCCGAGCAGGAAUUACAACGAAUCAAAGUCACAGAGGAUAAAGUUAUGUGGGAUGAACGUAGACGAAUUGGGACUCCAACAGCUCGUGCGAGGGUUACAAUGGAGUUUGGCUUAGACAAAAGGGCACAGUCUCUUCAAGGUCUUGCAUUCCCGUUACAAGAAGAGGCCAAACGAGCUCUGCAGCAACUCAAGCAGAGACGCAUCAACUACAUACAGCUGAGGUUGGAUGUAGAGAAAGAGACCGUUGAGCUGGUUCACACCAAACCGACAGAGACCCAUGAGCUUCCCUACAGGAUUCCCACAGAUUCACCCAGAUACCACUUCUUCAUCUUCAAACAUUCCCACCAGGGCCAGCGGCAGGAGGCACUGGUGUUCAUAUAUUCGAUGCCCGGGUACACCUGUAGCAUCAAGGAACGGAUGCUAUACUCCAGCUGUAAGAACAGGCUACUGGACGAGGUCGAGAGAGACUACCAGCUGGAGGUCACCAAGAAGAUGGAGAUAGACAAUGGCGACGGCCUGACAGAAGACUUACUGUACGAGGAGGUGCACCCAAUAGAGCACACCUUAAAGCAGGCCUUUGCCAAACCCCGAGGACCAGGAGGAAAGAGGGGCAACAAACGCCUCAUCAAGGGUGCAGGGGAGAACGGGGAGUAA
Molecule: messenger RNA, 1101 nt
Organism: Anarrhichthys ocellatus (wolf-eel)
Lineage: Eukaryota; Metazoa; Chordata; Actinopteri; Perciformes; Anarhichadidae
Product: twinfilin-2-like
Exons: 11
Coding region: 1-1101 (366 amino acids)
Biological process (GO): actin filament depolymerization; positive regulation of neuron projection development; regulation of lamellipodium assembly
Cellular component (GO): cytoplasm; myofibril; actin filament
Molecular function (GO): actin filament binding; actin monomer binding
Source: RefSeq, a predicted model, not a curated record